AUGGCAAGCCCGCCAAUCGCAAAGGUGGGCUUGUCAUGCGUGAGGUCUUUCGAGUCUCUUAUUACGCUCCUUCAGCAAGAAGUAGCAUUAAGGGUAUUCCACAAUCAGCUUCCCAUUCGAGCAGUUGAGGAUGAACUCGGGAGGCUUCGUGUGUGGGCAGGUAACAUUGGUGCAUUCCAACCAGCCACCAAGCCGAGUUCCCUCGAGUAUCGGCUACGGGAAGCAUCUCAUGUCAAGAGACAGAUCAUAAGGUUGCUAGAGGAUUUAUGUCAUUCGUUGGAGGACUGCGUAGCAAUCGUUGCUGGAGAACGCCCGUCACGAGAAAGUUUUGCGAAAGAGGGGGGUGAUCUGGGCGAGGAAUUCAGCGAUAUCUCAGACUCUACAGAUUCGGAGCUGUCAGAAGAGAGCAACUUUUUGACCUCUGAGCUCGAGCAGCUACACUUGGCUAUUUCGGAGGCUAUCACCAGUCUGUACAAGCUAUCGAUAUCCAUCAGGAAACCAACACCCAGAGAUCGCUAUGCUAAAGCCGCUGCCCUCGUCCCUCUCAACCCGAUCUAUGAUAUUGGUCAUGUCUACGAAAAAUGCCCUCAAAUGAGAGCGUCGCCUUGGCUUUUUGAAAAGCUGGGAAGAGCGAAUACAAAGCGCCGAGAGAUUCUGCGCUACCGUGAAAAGCAUCAUGAAAAGCUCGCUCGAGGCACCAAACAAAUUGAGUAUGAUGAUGCAGACCAAGCGCCAAGACUUACACCCCAGUCUGAUGUCAACAUUCGAAAGCCCUCGCCAAAUCCCGUACCCACGGCAGAACAAGGAGAAUCUGUUGGAUUCAGCCAGCUCGCUUCUACAAAGGCUACUACCUUCAUUGCUAGACCAGAACAGGAAUUGGAGCUCGAGAUCGAGACUGGAAGAUCGGAAACCUCAUAUGUCACUUCAAUCGCAGAUGACUCUACCGAGGGAAGGAGACAAGUACCUGAAGCGCCGAGUGAGUCAGCCGGGGGUAAACCCUUUGAGUGCCCUUACUGUUACACUAUACAAUCUGUACGACAUGCAAAGCACUGGAGCCAACAACAAGCCGACGGCUCUGCAGUGGUACCUGCGGACCAGUACUAUAAGCAUGUUGGACAACACCUUGAGCAGCUUGCGCUAUUUGUCUUGUCACCUCCUAUCAGAGAGACAUCGGGUGCUUCGUCGAACCGUGCUGCACUAAGUAUUCCGAACGACGAAAGUGAAAGAGAGGUUCACGCACUGUCGUCUAAUUCGUCCACAACCUCUCUGGAAGGAACUUCGCCCUCAGAGCUUUAUCUUGCCGUGACAAACAAUGAUGUAGAGCGGACGAAGAAAGUCCUUGAACACAGCCCCAACAGCCUCGACAACGCUACUCGAUAUCCUGAACAUGGUUGCAUUCUGCAAGUAGCUGUUGCGUUUGAGGCGUUCGACGUACUCCCAGUCUUGUUAGAGUAUGGAGCAGAUGUCAAUGUCCACAGUGGCAUCCAUGACAACGUAUUGCAGGCUAUAGCGGCGGCACCUAGCCCUAUUCUUGAGUCUCUGGAGCUAGUCUUGAAUCACGGUGCCGACGUGAAUCGCUAUGGUGGCAAGUAUGGAGUUGCAUUGAUCGCAGCACUUGAGAGAGAACCUCUUCCUGGAACCGCAUCGGACUAUUUGGACGCUAUCAAAUUACUACUUGAUCGCGGAGCAGACCCUAAUCUAGCGAGCGAGGAUUAUGCCUUUCCACUUUUUAGCGCAAUUCGCAAAGAUGACCUGCAGGUCUUAAGAGUACUUCUCGAUAAAGGGGCUGACCCCACUCAAAAAUAUUCUUUGGCUACGUCUUCCAUAGACUAUGCCAAGGAAAUGGGCUCGUCUCAAGAUCUCGUAAAUUUGCUGUUGAAUAGAGGCCCGAUAUGGGCCCCUAGUGACAAGACCGACCCAGUGGGAAGCUGGAGAAGCAAAAAUCAAGAUCAGGCCAUGAGUGGCGAACAUUCAUCUUUCCAGUCCGAGCAGGAAAGCGCCGCUGUUUCCGACGGCCCUUAUCUUUCCGAAGAAGCCGAGGAAAGGACAGACGACGCAGUGCUGCCACAAAAGCAGAUCCCGCUUGGUCUCCAAGUCGUCUACGAGCCUACCACUACUCCGAUUGCUGAUAUAAUCUUUGUACAUGGACUGGUAGAGGGAAGUCAGGAUACGUGGUCGAAAGACCAGAAAUCGAGACUGUUCUGGCCCAAGUGGCUUUCUUACGAACCAAUCAUAGACGGUGCCCGAGUGUUUACUUUCAGUCACAACGCGGUAGUGGCUGCUUCCGAAAACCAGCAUGCUUCGAAUGUUUUCAUCAACUCGACCGUGAUCGACGACGUUGCCAAGGACCUGCUGUACAGUAUUAGAUGCAGGCUUGACGAUUCGACGGCUGGCUCUGCUAGUCGCCCUGAAAAGGUACCUAAGAUCUUUGUUGCUCACUCACUGGGUGGCAACGUAGUUAAAAGGGCCUGUCUUUUGGCACAACAAGAUCCGAAAUACCAUUAUUUGGUUGAUCUUUUACCCGCAAUGGUCUUUUUUGCUGUACCCCACAGUAGCUCGUACAUCGAAGGUCAUGUGGCCGAGGAAAUCAUGGGAAUAGGUCUUCCGGGCCAAACGUUGACAGUCAACCACGAUUUUCGUGUGUUUGCGGCUACCCAUCCUCUUAAGUUUUACUCCUUUGUUGAGACAAAACCAACGUACUUAAAGAGGGCUCGAACGAACAUUCAAACAACAGUAUCGCGGGUCCUUUUAGAUCGAGAUUCUUCUGUGAUGGCCCUCCCUAACGAGGUAAUCAUUGAGCGUGUGGACAAUCACUUUGAGAUUUGCAAAUUUGCUAGUCGUGUAGACCCAGGCUUUGCUAUUGUGCGCAAUAUCCUGAAGGACAUUCUUUCUCAGCUCUCAGGUCCCACGGAGGUGCUCAAAGAUCCGCAAAUUAAGCGGCAAAAACUUCGAAGGAUCUUGAGUCUUCAAGACAAAUAUGAACCGGUCAUGGAUAUGAUGUUCUUCUACAACAAACGAGUUAGUCCUACGUGUGAAGGAUUUAGCCGCCUGCGCUCAAUCCAAACUUGGUUGACGCCAGAAGUAUCAAGCGAACCAUCAAUUCUUUGGCUACGCGGGCCUCCUGGGUGCGGAAAAUCCGUCAUGAGCGCUUACAUAGCUUCCCUUCCGAGUCGCGAGGGCUGGGGAGCCUCUGUUUUCUUCUCUUUCCAGUCUCAGAACUUAGCAGCGCCUACCUGGAAAACAAUGCUACGAUCUGUCGCUUUCCAGAUUGCAACUUCGGCACCUGCUUUCGAUGAAGUUGCCAUCGCUCGAACGAUCGCAGAUCCCACAGGGAUUGUGGUGGGAUCGCCUACACUUUUUGUAAAUACAUAUAUGGAGCUUUUACAGGAACUUUGCGACAACAAGCCUACGUACUUGGUCAUUGACGCAGCAGAUGAAUGUGACUUGUCAAUAGCCUUGACUACUAUAGUGCAAAGCAUUGCCCGAAGCGAAUUACCGAUACGUUUGCUUCUCGUUAGUCGCUAUUCUACCUAUCUUCUGGAGGCAUUCGCAGAAAAGAAUCUUUUGGGAGUCAUAUCAAUGCAAGAUUACGAAGCAUCUGUAGCUGACAUUGCAUACUAUGUCGAUUUUCACUUUGGCAACGUCAUGCAAGCCAGUGAAAGCGAUCGUGAAUUCGCGAAAGACACGAUUUUAAGAAGGGCCCACGGUAACUUUCUUUGGGUAUCUCUUAUCAUGAGAGGAAUCGCCAAUUGUAGAACUAUGGCGGAGCUCGAACAGGCUCUGGAUGAAACUCCUGCAGAGAUGACUCUCUUUUACGAGCGAAUUGAACUGGAAAUUGAGGAACUAGUAUCACCAGGGGGCAGGGAUUUACUAUACAGGGUUCUUAUGUGGUUGGUCUGCGCCCGCUGUGAUUUAUCGUUGACGGAACUAUCAGAAGCACUCGAGGUUGACUUGAUCAGAUAUACAGAAUUGCUAUUGGGCUCGCAACUGGUUACUAUUGAAGAUUCAAGGGUUACGCUUUUCCUCCCGACUGUUCGGGACUACCUCUUGCAUUCCUCGCCGCACUUCUCCGUGUUGCUUGGCGGCAGCCAUUCGCAUCUGUUCUUUAGGUUGACAAAAGUCAUGAUGGGCCUGAGCCUCAAUUCCUUCGAGCAGGCUGAAAAUCUCCCGAUUACACAAAUUGAAGAACCAUCCGCACUUUCACAUUACGCUGCUGCCAACUGGUCUUACCAUUUGCAGAAGGCACUUCAAAGCGGAAACAUUGACCCGGCAGAAAGACAGCGCAUUUAUCGGAGGCUUGAGCAAUACCUUGAGGGGCCGCAUCUGCUCUAUUGGAUCUAUGUUUUAUCCUAUGAUGCUCAAUUUGAAGUUAUGAUUCAGACGGCUCAUAUCAUACUAGGCCUCAUAGGAGACCCAGGAUUCGAGAAGCUGAUCAACGAGUCAGACCGGAUCAUUGUGACCUUCGAUACACUCAAAGCAUUGGCUAAUGAACUUAUGAAAGUACCAGCACGUUUUGGUCGAAAGCUUUUACAAAAUCCAGAGUAUGCAUAUAGCCUGCCUUUAGAUUGCCCAUCUUCUUCUGCGAUCUAUCAACGAUAUAUCAAGUACGCAGGCCUUCCCAAUGUAGAUGGCGGACUGAAUUGGAGCGAUCUGGUGGCUACUAUUCAGCUUGACAAUGACUCUCCUGGGCGUCUGAUUGCAGCCAUUGGCAGAUAUCUUUGCAUCGUCUUACACAACGGUACCAUCUGUAUCUACAAUUCCGUCUCUCUACAGGAGGUAAAGCGAAUGCGACAUGAUGAUCGCGUUUCACUCAUUGCGUAUAGCACGGAAAAGCGUAUGCUCGUGGCUAUUGGCGAAAGAGCUACGAAGGCUUUCCUCAUUCCAGAAGGUGUGGAACAGUUCGACGAGAUUCUCAGUCCGCGUAGACAUGGAUUAGCCAGGGACGUUAUAGUUCAAGAAGGGGGCUCUCGUGUCCUUGUAGCUUUUGAAGAUACUUCGGUGUGGUACCUCGAGCUCUCAGAGCCCUUCCAAUGGCGAUUACUUAUGGACCAAAAGCCCUCUGCUGAUCCUUUGGGCUACCAAGGAACAUUAGCCAUUGCCAUACAUAAGGACGGGUCUCGCCUUGCGGUUGCAUCCCGAAAUAAACCACUAGCGAUAUUCAAAGAUAAUGUGUUAGAAACUCGAUCCAAGGAACCGUCUAGUAGAUUGACAAAAGAUAUCAAAUGGCAUCCCAAAGAUGAAGAUAUAAUUGUUGGGGUUCUCUCCGACCACAGCAUGUUCGUAUGGAAUAUUCAAGAUGACUUUGCCGACAAGACUUCAUUACGCAUCACUGGGAUCCGUGCACAACCAUUCGAAAUCAGUCCCAACGGGAAGUUUGUUGCUGUGGCUGAGUCAGGAACACAAGUCGCUUUAAUUCACAGGAAUUUGGGUAUGAGUAUCGAUCUUCCUGAAACAGAAGUCCUGGAGUCUGGUGGACAAACAAUCAAUCUCUGCAUUAGUCCGGACUCCUGCCGUAUAUAUCAAUUGACUCAAAAAUGUUGCCGGAUCUUGGAGCCAGAGCUUCCUUCGUUGUUUCUAGACGGUGAUUGGGCGGAUUUGGAUUAA
This is a messenger RNA of Bacidia gigantensis, 5604 nucleotides long. RefSeq lists its product as uncharacterized. Bases 1 to 5604 code for a protein of 1867 amino acids. The record is from RefSeq and is a predicted model, not a curated record. Gene Ontology annotation, molecular function: protein binding. Lineage: Eukaryota; Fungi; Ascomycota; Lecanoromycetes; Lecanorales; Ramalinaceae. The transcript is spliced from 7 exons.